CGGUUAGAGUAAAGUAGUGAAUUGAUGAAAUAAAUAUCAUAAUAAAUACUCACUUACAUGAAUUAAAUGCUAACAGUUUAAUAAUAUAAGCGAAGGUCGUUUUUGAUACCUGCAAAUACUAGAUUUCAAAGGAAAAUUCUACAAUACAGGCAAAGAAAAUUAAUUCUGUCUUUGGAAAGUUAGUGACCUGACGUGAGUUUCAUCACAUAAAGAACAACUAGCUAUAAUGGCUUCGACAAACCAGUCUGAAAGCGUUGCUGCUACAGCCUCACCUGCCCCCGCUGGCAACGAUGGAAUUACAAUUGAAUCGGUCAACAGAAUUUCAAAAAUUCCUGUAGUCGAAUCUACCAUACAAACGGCUACAACUAUUUACGAAAAAAUAAAGGAUUACAACACUGUAACACACUGGACUUUAUCAACUGCUGAAAAUACAGUUCAUAAGGCCAUUGAAGUCAGUAAACCCAUUACAUCUCCUGUGGUUCAUACUUUAGAAGGCCCAAUCAAAAAAGUAGACGAAAUACUUUGCAGCGGGUUAGACUACGUCGAAUCUAAAGUACCCGCCAUAAAACUACCCCCUGGAGAGAUAUUAUUACAGAUUUACAACAACACAAAAGAGUACAUAGAUCAUAAUGUAACACCGAAAGUCCAAAAUGUGUACAGCACCGUCGAACCAACAAUACAAACGGCCAAACACAUGGUCGAACCUGCUAUUCAAUCGGCCAAAAAUAUUGUUGAUCCGGCCGUUCAAAGUGCUAAGAACGUAGUCGAACCUGCCGUACAAACCGCUUAUCACUUGGUUGAACCCAUCGUACAACCUGCUGUUGAUAAAGUAAACCAAAUUUUACAUCCUCAUCCCGAACACAACGCAAAUAAUACUGAAACACCUGAACAAUCUACUGAAUGUCCAGAAUGUCCGUUAAAUUCUAAUUCAAAUUCAAAGAAAAAUGAACAUCAGCAAUAAUCGAUUAAUAUAUUUUAUGGCAUUUGUUCCUUUUAGUUUCUGUUUUUUUGUAUCUUUUGUUUAAAUGUUCUUUUUUUUUAGAAAGACUGUAUUUGUAUUACGUCUGUAUUUUGUACUACUCGCCUAAAUCUACUUACUUUUAUAUUUUUAUUAAACAUGCAAUACUUUUAGCAUCUAUUUCAAUAAAAUAAUAUUCGUAUAUACAUAA
Molecule: messenger RNA, 1169 nt
Organism: Agrilus planipennis (emerald ash borer)
Lineage: Eukaryota; Metazoa; Arthropoda; Insecta; Coleoptera; Buprestidae
Product: perilipin-1
Exons: 5
Coding region: 227-961 (244 amino acids)
Biological process (GO): positive regulation of triglyceride storage; lipid storage
Cellular component (GO): lipid droplet; cytosol
Source: RefSeq, a predicted model, not a curated record